AUGGCCACGGCUAGCGCGAGGGCUCAGAAGCCCGUAGGCUCGGCCGCAUGGAUCGCAGCAGAGAAAGAAAAUAUGGCCGAUCUGGUGGAACAAGAGAUGGAAGAGGUUGAAUACCCUGUUCGUCAUGAAAUGGACUGGUUGAAUGAACAUAUGGCGGACAUCUUCUCCAAAGGACAUACAAACUUCACCGAUGUAUUCAAGACACCAGGUAAAAUGAGAGGCAAGACCCCUCGAACAGCACGGAAACGAAAUGUCGAAGAAAACAGAGUGCCUUUGAGCGAAAUAUUCUCUUCUGCUCAAAAACAAGUGGAGAACAAACCAAGUCCGAGUCCAUUUGUUCAUCGUGUGAUCUCCAAAACCGCCAAUGCGGCACCCGCUUCGCCUCGUCCCAAGGGCGCAGAGAAGGGGCAGCCCCAAUAUCCGGAUCUCACUCAAAAUCUCAAUUCAUUCCAAAAAUACAACACAGACUCCGGCUACCAUGGCAUGGAAGAUGACGAUGAGGUGGCUUUACCGGACACACAACCAGAUACCCAGGUGUCCACACAACCAAUGGAGGUGGACGAGCCGGCGGCUUUGGACUCACAGGAUGAUGUUUUAAUGAGCCAGCCGACACCGACAGCGGAGGACUCCUUCCAUUCCGCCCAAGAGAAUGUACGCGCGCGCGGGGAGACCAUCGAACCCGUGAACAUCGACCCAACUCCUACGAAUGAGCAAACUGCGACGCCAACAAAGAGAACGUCUAAAGAGGCGGUAUCAAAGCCUGACUCCGAACCCGAAUUUGCCUCCACGCCUACAUCCAAGACUAAGCCUCAAACUAAGGCAAUGAACAAGCAGAAACAAAUUAAGAAGCCCGCAGCUUCGCCAGAACCUGAGCCACAAUAUGAGUCGCCAGCUAAGCCUGAGUCCUCACCUGAAAGACCGGCCACUAUCCAGCGGUCUAUGUCUCAGGAUUAUGAAGAUCAGACAAUGGAUGUUGACGAGAAGUCCAAGGAUGAAGAUACAGUGCUGGACAACUUUGAUGAUAUUGGAUCUCCUUCCGAUAAUUCCACUCCCGAACGUCUACCUGUUCGUAAGAGUAGUCUCAGUUUUGCCUCUCUGCCAGCUCGAGAGCCACUCACAAAGAGUAUUGGAGGCUCACGAAUUUCUCGUACAAGUCAUAUCGAUCUUCCUAGGCUAAACAGCGGUGGACGACUCAGCUACUUGGGCAGACAGACUGGAAGCCAGAAAAUUACACAGGUCGCAUCUGAAGAGAACGCUCGAAGUUCCAAUUCUAUGGCUGUCGAUGACGAGAAGGACGCCAUCGACAAUCUGGAUGCAGAGCAGGCUACCAAAAUGCAUAGCACAAAAUUCACCCAAAGCCUUCAUGAUCGAAUCAGCAUGCUUGGCAAGGCCCAGCCAUCACGAGCCAAGAAGUCGAUUGCAGCAUCGGCUGUGGGGUCCGCUAACCAGGUCGCUUACCCAGAACUACCUACUACUGCCAAAUCCGAUAACAACACUGAACAGUCUGGACCCAAGACUCGUCAAACUCCCCCGACUUCGGAUCCGACGGCCGCUGAGGAUGACUGGAUUCCCCAAAGACCAAAUCUUCAGAAGAGCAGGACUGCAGAUGUGAUGGAAAAUCUCAGCAGUUCAACGGGUGCAGCAGAGACCAAGAAGAUUUCUCCUGCUGCUCAAGAGCAACACUUAACUGAGCCGGAACGCCCCAAAUCAUCAUACUCCAUAUUUUCUUCGCCUCGUCCUCAGGACCACCAGCAAAGUGCUUCUGCAUCAAAUAUCCACGCAGAUGUCUCAACUACCCCCACUGGAUCGCCCCGACGCUAUGAUGGUCCUCUCAGUGCUUCAAAGAUGAGGUUACAGUCAAUCAUGAAGAGCGCCAAGGGACUGUUCACAAGUACAGGCAGCUCUGCCAGGGUUGAGUUAUCAUCCCCUGAGCAACCACGCGUCCAGCCCAAGGAACGGGCGAGUGCAGAGAAUGAUGACGCUGAAGCCGAUUCUCGCCGGCCCAAAUCUCGCCAGAUGCUCAGUCCCCCGCGACAGGAAGGACGACGAACUCGCAGUUCCACAGAGAGAGCGGAGAAGCAGCGCCGAAAGGAGCUGGAGGAGGAGCAACAGUGCGAAGAGGAAAAGGCACGGGAGCAGGAAAGACAGCGUGCCAUCCAGUUAAAGGCUGCCCAGGAUAAAUCAUCCGUCGAACCAGAAGAACGAACAUCCUACAAAACCUCACAGUCACUCAGACAACCAAGCCGGGAGCCCGAAUCUACCCAGGAUAGCUCUAGGAUUGCGAUGUCACAAUCAAAGCAGAAUGAUCGGCGUCCUAAGCCAACUCGUGAGCCUAUGCAAAAGCCAAAGCCACAGCCUGUGUCCGUUCGUGUUGGCAGUACUCUUUCCCGAGGCAUGACAAUGAAUUCUGCCAACGUGCAGGAUGCUCCACCACCCUCGGCCUCGAAGCCAAAUAUUUUGAAAAAGAAGGCCAGCAAUAACUCUCUCCACACCGCCUCGUCGGCAAGCAGCUUCAAGAGCUCGGUUUCAAGUCAGACCCAAGCGCAGCGAAAGGCUCAGCUGGCCAGCGAGAGAAAGCGAGAACAGGAGGAGAGGAAGCGGGAACAAGAGGAAAGAAAGCGAGAACAGGAAGAACGCGAGGCCCGCAGAAAAGAGGAGCUAAGACGGGAACAAGAGCAGAGGCGAGCGUUGCAGGUACAGCAGCAAGAAGAAGCUCGCCGGCAGGCUGAGAGUCGUGCUGAGGCUGAGCGAGAACGCCGAGCCCAGUCGGUCCAAGAUGACUCCAAGAAAGCCGCGAAUAAGCAGGCAAUUGAGAACUGGCGAAUGGAGAAUGCUAGGAGGCAAGAACCAGGCUCCGCCCGACCUGCUUCACGUUUGGGCUCUAUGCAACCUUUCGGUCGAUCUAUAAAUCCCCCAGUCGCGAAUCCCGCCAAGCCGCCGAAGCGAGUGCUGGAUGAUGAUGCAGGUCACCGGGCAACAGUUGCCAAGCCCAGCAAUGUACAGCCUUCCGGUGAAGCAAAGCGAAGAAAGACUGAGGAUGAGCACAACCCAAUGCAGCCUGUGCGGCCAGCCAUGGCUCGCCCGAUCCGUCAACCCAGUACUACUAUUCGCAAGCCUUCCCUGUUUGGUCAAUCCAGCAUGCAGUCUGGUUCUUCUAUGUUGAAGGCUGGUCAACCCCAGAGGCCUGGACCCAGUCACCCGAUCGACAUGUCCAAGUUGGCUCAUGGUAAGAUUCCUUUCGCUGAGCCCAACCACGCGCCGCCGCCGGCGGCACACAGAGCGCCUGCUCCCGCCUCCACGCAUCGUACUCCCGGUCCAGCCAAGCCAUCUCCCAAGUACCCCAACGGUGAGAACAUCCAUUUGCCUGAGAUCGCCACGGACAGCGAAGACGAGGACGACUCGGACUCCGAGAUGUUCCCUGUGCCUAAGUGGGCCCAGCCUAAGGAAUUGGAGGGACUGCUCCGUCAGCAAGAUGGAAUGGAAGUCGAUUCUAUCUUUGGGCCUAUUGCACCGUUCUCGUUGGAGGAAACCUUCAAGGCGGAUAAGAAGAUCAAGAAAUUCCGCGAGCGAACCAGCAGUGCCAACUGGUCCGGUCCGGACGGACUCACACAAGAGGAGAUCCGACGAGACGUUGCCGAUCGACAGCGUUUGCGUCUCAAUGGUGGAUGGUCCUUCAAUCCAUAA
Molecule: messenger RNA, 3684 nt
Organism: Penicillium malachiteum
Lineage: Eukaryota; Fungi; Ascomycota; Eurotiomycetes; Eurotiales; Aspergillaceae
Exons: 4
Coding region: 1-3684 (1227 amino acids)
Source: RefSeq, a predicted model, not a curated record